UAUCGCAUUUAGUUCCCCCCCUCUCUCUCUAUGUCUCUCUACCUAGCUCUGUCUAUCUCCGAGGAGGAUGAGGAGGAGGAGGGUACUUUCUCCCCGGCAGAGCUGGCUGAGUCCCUGUCGUCUUUAAAACCGCAUCAAGUGAUGGUGAUUGGUUCCGUGGUGUUGAACCAGAUAGUGGUGGGACUUGCGGUGUCCUACCUGAGCGUCCUGAUGUGUGGCAUCGGUGUCCUGAUGGCGUGGCGUGGCUUCUCUCCCCUCCGCCAACUGCCCACCUUCCACUGGGUGUGCGCCGAGUUGGCGCUCCACAUAACUCUCACAGAGUUUUGCACAGCCGCUUGUUUUAUAAGCACAUUCACAAGCAGCACCACGAGUGGACGGCUCCAAUCUCAGUUACCGCCAUCUACUGUCAUCCCAUCGAGCACACAUUCAGCAAUCUUUUGCCGCCCUUCCUCGGGGUAAGCUCCAGCAUAGAUAAACGACAUGGUGUUUUGUAUCAAGUUUAGAUGAUACUGUAUCAUGUGUGGUGAUACUGUAUCCAAAAUGUGGUGAUACCUUAGAGAA
Messenger RNA from Nilaparvata lugens (brown planthopper), 561 nucleotides. RefSeq lists its product as uncharacterized. The coding region runs from base 31 to 459 and encodes 142 amino acids. NCBI's taxonomy places the organism in Eukaryota, Metazoa, Arthropoda, Insecta, Hemiptera, Delphacidae. The record is from RefSeq and is a predicted model, not a curated record. The transcript has 3 exons.